GGCCAUGGCUUACAACUGCCCCGACUGUCCUGCUAGGGGUUUUACAACACGAGGCAACCUAACGAACCACCGCAUUAGCACGCGAUGCCCUGGGAGUGCGCGUCAUGCGGCAUCGGGGAAUGCUCCAAGCCCAUUCGUCAUGAGCCGACAACUUGCCGCGUCCAUGGUUUCUCCUACUCUUUCCCUUCCCUCCCCUACACCCUCCAUGCCUUCUUCUUCUCACUCUACGCCGGUUCCACCACCCCUUAAUGUAAAUACAGAGCCCUCUACGGGCGAUGAUGGUUCUAACCUUAGGCGGGACAACAUGAUUCCGGACACAUUCCAAACGCCCCCCUCACCCUCGAGUUCCAUGGAGGGGGUGCCUGAUGUCAUGCCCGAUGACGCCACUUCAUCCCAUGCGGAUGAAGAGGCCGAUGGGACUUCAAGUGACGGCGAGGAGAGCCCCCCUUUUGUGUUUUUGGAUGCUUGGGCCCAUUGGUUACUCACAUGUGGGGUGUCUCACAAUAAAAUUGAUGAGUUGUUCAAGAUUUUUCGUCACCCAAACGCCAACCUCGAAGAGGUGGCUGCUUUCAAAAACGCCAGAGACGUUGAGAAAUAUGCUCUCUCAAGGGCACCCGAUUCGCAUCGGAAUUGGAAAAAGGCACGGUUGCGAUUGGCGGGAAAGCCACAUCUUGAGUACUUCUAUUGUGAUGCCAUUCAAGGCAUCAAGGACCUUCUUACCCACCCUAAGUUGGCUCCCAAACUUGUCCUCAAACCCACCCCACGUGCGCCAAAUAAACCUCACGUGUACUCCACUCCCGAGACGGGAGAUUGGUGGCAUACUCUUGAUGAGGAGAUAAAAAAGGAAGAUCCGAGUGGGGUGGUUUGUGCUCUCAUCAUCGCUAGUGAUGAGACGCAUAUGGACCAACGGGGCAAAGCCAAAGGUCACCCCGUAUACCUUACUCUUGCCAACAUUGAUAAAGAUGACCGUUGGAAACCGUUUGGUCACGUUUUGCUCGCACUUCUCCCCGAGUACCCUUCGGAAUACGACUCGGAUGACAAGCUUUUUGUUUUCCAGCAUGUUAUGAACAUUGUUCUUGAGCCUCUGAGGAAGGCUUCUCACCACGGCAUCCCCAUAGUGGAUGAAACUGGGGCUUCGUACAACGCAUGGCCAGCAUUGUAUGCGUACGUUGCCGACUACCCUGAGACAUGCAAGGUGUCGUGCACCAAAUCAGGCGCCACAAGCCACCCGUGUUCCAUUUGCACCGUGUUUAAGGACAACUUGAGUGAGUUGAUUGACCACCCUAAGCCACGAGUUGCAUUCAUGCAACAAACUAUUGUAAGUCUUUUGCAACGACGUUCCUUGCCUACGGGUAGGAACAUGGAGCUUUCAACUCACUCCGUUAAGUGUUUCUUAUGGGGAUGGCGCUUCGAGUCUCAUGCCCUACUUAGUCCAUAUUUGUGUCUUAUGCCUGAUAUUAUGCACCAGGCGGAUUUGGGCAUUCUCGAAUACAUUGUCGAUGCCAUUAGGGCACAAUGCAAGGAGGGGGAGAGGGAACUAAUAGAUGUGCGCUUGAAAUUCUUCCGCACAAUCAACCGGAACCCCCAUUUGAGACUACCAGCAGGCGCAUACUUCGCACGAGGUGCCUCGUACCAGGCCUACGAGCAUCGGAGUGUGAUGCAGAUACUCCCUUUUCUUGUUAAGGGUUAUGCCACCGAUGCGCAGAUUGCGGGUAUAGUGGCGUACAUCGAGUGGUACAGCUAUUGUGCACGCGUCUCCGAGCAUACCGAGGCGAGCUUGCGCCAACUGAAGCUGAUGGCCAGCAGGAUGCUCCGAGGCCUCGAGGCAUUCACCCAGAGCUCCAACUGGAACAUCAUUAAGGUCCAUCUUGUGAGCCACUACAUCGACGCCAUCCGUCGAGCUGGCUUACCUGAGCAUUACUGCGCUCAAUUGUUUGAGCAUCUUCACACUGAGUACGUGAAGAAUCCCUAUCGUGCGUCGAACAAGCGCAACGCCACUGCCCAAGUGAUGAAUGCGGAGGUGAACAGGCUACGCCUGCAAUACCUCGCACCACAGCUGGGCAAGAGGAAACGCUACGACACAGCGCUUCUUCAG
Closterium sp. Naga37s-1 is the source of this 2095-nucleotide messenger RNA. The record is from the annotation of a GenBank genome assembly. NCBI's taxonomy places the organism in Eukaryota, Viridiplantae, Streptophyta, Zygnematophyceae, Desmidiales, Closteriaceae.